This is a messenger RNA of Trypanosoma brucei brucei TREU927, 1449 nucleotides long. RefSeq names its product variant surface glycoprotein (VSG), putative. The coding region runs from base 1 to 1449 and encodes 482 amino acids. Gene Ontology annotation, biological process: symbiont-mediated evasion of host immune response. The transcript has a single exon. The record is from RefSeq and is a predicted model, not a curated record. Lineage: Eukaryota; Euglenozoa; Kinetoplastea; Trypanosomatida; Trypanosomatidae.
AUGUUUUUACGCACGGUCGUCGUAGAGUUGCUCUUCCUUGGCCACUGGCGGCAUGCUGAGGCGACGCACGCAGCACUGGACGAAGAAAAAAUAAAAACGCUGUGCAAAAUAGCCAACCAAUUAACCCUAACGCCUGCCAUAGUGGUAUCCAAGGCAAAUCAAAUAAAGAAAACACAGGAAGCCGCCCAAGAAGCCAGUCAGCUAGCGCAAGCAGCGGCAGCGGCGACCAGCGACGUCAACACGUCAACAGUUUUCCAAGCUACAGCACUGCAAGCGGCUAACUGUGCAGAAACCGCGGCUACGCAGUAUACCAAGCUAAUAAACGACGCACAGGAAGUAAUGCUAAACGGCCCCAAAACAGCCGGACACAUCACCGAAAUAGCACAUUUGCUGCUUAAGCUUAGCGGAGACAACAGCAAGUGGUGCCUUGGAACCUCGAGCACAAAGACAACACACACAACUGUAGCGCAGCUGGGCUGCCCGGGUAUAUACGUUGACACGCCGCCGGCGGCAACAGCCACCGACCCCACCCUAGUCACACAGACCGGCUUCUUCGGACUAGCAGGCGCAGCCAACGUAGAGUCUAGCACUGGGUACACGAAGUGCUACUUACUGAAAAGUGGGGCCUCAACUAUUUGGGGCAAAGCAGGACCGAUCAAUGUCAAAUUAGCAGCCGACUUUCUUGGGCUCACGGCCCAAGACAGCCAUGGAAGCGAAACGGCUAAUCUAGAAACGCUAAACGCAGGCGCAACCAACGGCAAAUUCAACCCAGCAAGCACAGGCCCGCAGAAGCUUUUUAAUGCGAUACACAGGCUAAAUAACUUUGAACUACAAAACUGCGGAAAGACAACCGAAGAGGCGUUACAACUGGCUGCAGCCGAUCCGACGACACAAACCCUAUUAGCACAAGCAUUAGCAGCAAGAAAUAGCUACGAACAAGCUAACCAAGCAACUAGCGACGCUCAGCACAUGCUAAAAGCGGCAGCGGAUGGUAAAGCAGACGAAAUUGGCAAAAAGGUCAUGGAAAAUAUAAAACAGACGUCAACAGCGAGAAUCGAAAACACCAAGCAAACCUCAAAGCAGCUGAAAGAGACGCCAACAGCGGAGCAGCGUAGGCAAUCUAUUCUUCUGGAGCACAUGAACCAGCGGUACCAGAUAUUGCAGUUGUCAACCGACCUCGAAGGUGAAAAGAUCAAGCGAAACGCGGCCACAUCAAAAGCCAAACUCAGCGAUGAUGACUGCAAGGCAAAAACCGGGGGUGCUUGCAAAGAUGGCUGCAAAGAAAUCAGUGAAAACGGCCAAAAGAAGUGCGUAGUGGAUAAGAAGGAGGCUACAAAGGUAGAGGGAGGAGAGAAAGAUAACAAAACAGGAACCACAAACAUUACAGGAAGCAAUUCUUUUGUCAUCAACAAGGCACCUCUUUGGCUUGCAGUUUUGCUUCUAGAAUGA